Messenger RNA from Chelmon rostratus (copperband butterflyfish), 574 nucleotides. Its product is annotated as ATPase inhibitor A, mitochondrial-like. Bases 76 to 402 code for a protein of 108 amino acids. Gene Ontology annotation, cellular component: mitochondrion. Gene Ontology annotation, molecular function: ATPase inhibitor activity. Lineage: Eukaryota; Metazoa; Chordata; Actinopteri; Chaetodontiformes; Chaetodontidae. The record is from RefSeq and is a predicted model, not a curated record. The transcript is spliced from 3 exons. Gene Ontology annotation, biological process: negative regulation of ATP-dependent activity.
CAUUUAGAGCAAAGACCAGUAGGAACGAGAAAGGUUUCUCUCGCCUGCAGUAGUUGCCCUCAGUAGUAUCCGAUAAUGUCAAGGUUUCUCCUGAGAGCAAACCUGAGGAGAUGCGUCGCCUCUCAGAUUAGAAUGGCAUCUGAUCAGCUUGGUGAGUUGGGCAAGGGAGCAGGCAAAGGUGGCGGUGGAGGAGGCUCUGUGAGGGAAGCAGGAGGUGCAUUUGGAAAGCGAGAAGUAGCAGAGGAGGAGCGAUACUUCAGGCAGAAGGAGAAGGAGCAGAUGGAAGCGCUGAGGAAGCAUCACGCAGAGGAGAUUGAGCACCACAAAAAAGAGAUUGAGCGCCUACAGAAGGAGAUUGACCGCCACAAGGGCAAGAUCAGAAGGCUGAAACAUGAUGACUAAAGCUGGGAAGACUGUUAUCAUCUCUGUUCCUGAGAGUCCGCCCACUUUAUUUGCCAAGCCAAUGAUCAGCAGAUACCGAUUGAUUUACUGAUGGUCAAGGCAGGUCUUGUAUGAGACUUCAUACUGACAUCAUGAAUAUUAUAACAAUAAAGUUCUUAAUUUUUGAACAUAA